ACAACCAGGAAACACCUAACUGUCUCUGCUUUGCAAGUAUGGGGAAACUACUGAAAAUAACGCUGGUUGGCAUUGUGAUUGCAUUUAUAACUGAAAGGAUAGUGAGAUUAAGUGGUCGGCUUCAUUUUUAUCUGGAGGUUCAGCAAAUACAUCUUCCUCAUUGCCAGCUCUUAAAAGGAAUUGAAUUUGGAUCUGAAGAUAUUGAUAUACUUCCAAAUGGUCUAGCUUUCAUAAGUUCUGGUCUGAAAUAUCCAGGUCUAAUUUCCUUUGCACCUGAAAAACCAGGAGAAAUAUUUCUAUUGGACCUUAAUGAUGAAGAACUACGUCCAAUUUCAUUACGUUUCAGCAGGGAUUUUGAGUUGGCUUCAUUUAAUCCCCAUGGAAUCAGCACAUACAUUGAGGAGAAAGAUGAUACAGUAUAUCUGUUUGUUGUAAAUCACCCUCAUUAUAAGAGCACUGUUGAGAUAUUUAAGUUCCUGGAAGAAGAUAAUGUUCUUAUGCACCUGAAGACAAUUAAGCAUGCACUUCUACAAAGCAUGAAUGAUAUAAUAGCUGUUGGACCUGAAAGCUUUUACACCACCAAUGAUUAUUACUUUACUGAUUAUACCAUGAGACUUGUGGAGAUGGUCCUGGGAUUAGCGUGGUCAAAUGUGGUAUAUUAUAGUCCUGGUGAAGUUAAACAAGUGGCAUCUGGAUUUUAUUAUGCUAACGGGCUCAAUUGGUCACCUGAAGAGAAGUAUGUCUAUGUUGCUGAUUCUAUGGAUCAUAAAAUUCAUGUCCUGGAAAAACAUGCAAACUGGUCCCUAACACCAGUAAAGGAGCUGGAGGUAGAAGCAGGUUUAGACAACCUAUCGGUUGACCCACAUACCGGGGAUAUUUGGACAGGAGCACACCCUUAUUUAUGGAAGUUGUUUCAUUACAAUAAAGAAAAUCUUCCUUGGUCAGAGGUUAUUCGUAUUCAGAACAUACUUUCAGAUGACCCUAUAGUGACUCAAGUGUAUGUGAACAAUGGUUCUGUCAUCCAAGGAUCUUCAUCAGCAUCAGUCUUUGAGGGGAAGCUUCUUGUGGGCACUGUGUUCCACAAAGCUUUAUACUGUGAACUAGACUAGCUGUGAGCACUAUACAUACUAGAGCACUGUACAUACUAGAGCACUAUACAUACUAGAGCACUAUACAUACUAGAGCACUAUACAUACUAGAGCACUAUACAUACUAGAGCACUAUACAUACUAGAGCACUGUACAUACUAGAGCAUUAUACAUGACUGCUUGACAGAUGUGCACUAUGCAGUAAACUGAACUCACUAACCAAUGCCAACAUUUUCUUGUACAUUUGACCCAAUGGAAUUAGGUUUUGCUGUCAGACAAACAAAUGUAACUAAAAUGCAUUUGACAUUUUAACUUGGUUUCUAUCAUUUUUCCAUUAUUUGGUUAAUGCAAGAGGGUGAUUGCAUAAACUGGUUUAUGUUUUCUUGACUAAUAACAGAUACAUCUGCAUAUGGUGUUAUCACCAAAUUUGAACCCAAGUAAGAAAAUGCUGUAACUGUAAGUGAAAAAACCCUUAGACAUUUUGUGUGUCUACUUAAAGGGACAUGGCACCCACAUUUUUACUUUCAUGAUUCAGAUAGAUCAUACCAUUUUAAACAACUUUCCAAUUUACUUCUAUUAUCUACUUUGUUUCAUUCUCUUGGUAUCCUUUGUUGAAGAAGCAGUAACUACUGGGAACUAACUGAAAGCCAGCAACAAGAGGCAUAUAUGCGCAGCAACCAAUCAACAGCUUCUGAGCCUACCUAGGUAUACUUUUCAACAUAGGAUACAAAGAGAAUGAAACAAAUUAGAUUAGAAAUACAUUGGAAAAUUCUUUAAAAUAGCAUGCUGUAUCUGAAUCAUAUAAGAAAAAAAAUGGGUUACAUGUCCCUUUAAGGAAGUGAUUCAUUGAUAGACACACACUCUCUUGAUGUUUAUUAGAUUCCUCUCAUGUAGCUUAGUCUCUCUUCCAGGGAUAUAACUACUCCAGGCUCAUCCUGCCCCCUCCUGGUCAGCUUUGGAAGCUCCCACAGUGAAAGUAACACCAGUCACAUGACAGAUCUCUAGGCUGUGCCCACCCUCUGUUUACCUAACCCAAGGCCUUCUCCGGUUCAGCACUGUUACAAGAGAGUGGGUGCUGUAAAUGGGUUUAUGAUUGAGAUGGAACUAGGCUGUUCCAUACUCAGGGCUUUAAUACCACCAGCAAUACCACUUCACUAAACCUUAUUUAGCACUAAUGUUAAGGUUAAUGUCAUCUGUACAUUAUCCGUUACCAUUUUUAUCCUUAGCCUAUAAUAUUUGAAAGAGAUUGUAUAUGUUAACAAAUGAAAAUUCUAGAUUAUCAAACAUAAUCAUUUCUUUUUUUUAAGGUAAAUUAGCAACAUGUGAAAUUAUUAAAUGGUUGUCACACUGAAAUUUCGAAUCUGUGUUUUGUUGAGUUAUGGAUAUCUGAAAUAGAAAUAAAAAACUUUUUAAAGAA
This is a messenger RNA of Bombina bombina (fire-bellied toad), 2505 nucleotides long. RefSeq names its product serum paraoxonase/arylesterase 2. Gene Ontology annotation, molecular function: arylesterase activity. The record is from RefSeq and is a predicted model, not a curated record. The coding region runs from base 39 to 1109 and encodes 356 amino acids. Lineage: Eukaryota; Metazoa; Chordata; Amphibia; Anura; Bombinatoridae. The transcript has 9 exons.